This is a messenger RNA of Eurypyga helias (sunbittern), 1071 nucleotides long. It is a transcript of the gene RPUSD2, whose product is annotated as RNA pseudouridylate synthase domain containing 2. Gene Ontology annotation, molecular function: pseudouridine synthase activity; RNA binding. The record is from RefSeq and is a predicted model, not a curated record. NCBI's taxonomy places the organism in Eukaryota, Metazoa, Chordata, Aves, Eurypygiformes, Eurypygidae. Gene Ontology annotation, biological process: pseudouridine synthesis. The annotation marks the transcript as partial. The transcript is spliced from 3 exons.
GCUGGACUCACGCUGAUUGUCCAUCUGUCUGUCUUGCAGAAUAAUGAUUUUCUCAGGAAUACGGUGCAUCGCCACGAGCCGCCGGUCACCGCCCAGCCUAUCCAGAUCUUGGCGGAGGACGAUGAGGUGGUGGUUGUGGACAAACCCUCCUCCUUGCCAGUACAUCCCUGCGGCAGGUUUCGUCACAACACGGUCAUCUUCAUCCUGGGCAAAGAGCACGAUCUGAAGGAGUUGCAUACCAUUCACCGGCUCGAUCGCAUGACCUCGGGAGUGCUCAUGUUUGCCAAGACCGUAGCGGUGUCCAAGAAGAUCGAUGAGCAGGUUCGGGAGAGACAGCUGGAAAAGGAGUAUGUCUGUCGUGUGGUGGGGGAGUUCCCAGAACACGAGGUGGUCUGUGAGGAGCCCAUCCUGGUGGUUUCUUACAAAGUGGGAGUGUGCCGUGUGGACCCCAAAGGGAAGUUCUGCAAAACCAUCUUCCAGAGACUCAGUUACAACGGCAAGACCAGCGUGGUCAAGUGUCUUCCACGUACUGGCCGCACGCACCAGAUCCGGGUCCAUCUGCAGUACCUGGGGCAUCCUAUUGUCAACGACCCCAUCUAUAACAUGGAAGCCUGGGGCCCUGACAAGGGCAAAGGUGGCAGAAUCGAUAAAACAGAUGAAGAACUCCUUAAAGCGCUCGUAGAGGAGCAUCGUUCCAAACAGAGCCUGGAUAUCCUGGGUAUUUCGGAGGAGGACUUGGCUUCCGGUGCUGACAAUAAGGACUGUGGUAAUUCAGGUGACCGCACGAAGUCUGCGCAGGCUGACCGCGUAGAUGAGAACUGCCCUGCUGAGGGCACGAAGGAUCCCGAGGGAAAUGACAUCGCAGCUUGUCCACCAAACUCUGGUAGAAAGUCUGCGCAGGCUGAGAGUUCAGAAGAGAAGGACCCUUUGUGCGUGGAGUGUAAAAUCACCAGGCGGGACCCAUCGCCCAAGGAGCUGGUGAUGUACCUACAUGCCUUGCGCUACAAGGGAGCGGAGUUUGAGUAUUGCUCCAAGAUGCCCGAGUGGGCAGUGGAAGACUGGGAGGAAUGA